Molecule: messenger RNA, 1531 nt
Organism: Paramacrobiotus metropolitanus
Lineage: Eukaryota; Metazoa; Tardigrada; Eutardigrada; Parachela; Macrobiotidae
Exons: 2
Coding region: 164-1219 (351 amino acids)
Source: RefSeq, a predicted model, not a curated record
CUGGAGUUCAACAUGCUUUCCUAUACUGUGUACAUGCAUAGGGUAAACUGCAAGAACUCCAUCGCUUGCUCAACGCGUCAUUCCGGUCAGUGCUUUCCAAUUUAAUUAUUUUUGAUGUCGCAGGAGCGCUGUUGACCUCUUCUGACAGCAAGAUGCGCCUUCGAUGGAUGAACAUAAUUCUCUUCUUAAGACUGCUGUAGUGCCGCUUUUAAUCUACGUGAUCGUUUUCCUGAUCUAUUCCUUUUCGACUGCCUGUCCGCCUGCUGUAACGAAGGCCUGUGGCAACGCCACCUGCAACUAUACCAUCGCAACCCUGGAGCGAAUCGUCCAGGAAGCGACGCACAACCUAACUAGCGACAAGAUACAUUUGGUGUUUGAACCACCAGCUCCGAGCGCCACUCGCAGCCUAAUCCAGACGGUCGACGUCGAUUCCGGUGCGAGCGUUUCCCUCCCCUGCACCGUGCACAACGUCACCUACAGCAUUCCGCAGCAACUCCCGGACAUUUUCUGGACACAGAAAGAACACUUUACUGCCAUUCUCGGCAGCGGCCGCUUCACCAGUUCCGGCGCAUUGGAUGUCCUCCAUUCCGUUUAUUCCCGUCCAUCGUUGACAGCUCCUUACGCGGACGUCACCGUCACCUUGACCGUCAAGAACGUCGCGUGGAAGAACAGCGGUGACCUUGUCUGUUCCCAGAUGUGCCGUCCGCCCUUGGAACCCUGGAUCGCAAACAUGCCCCUCUGUACCGGCCAUAACCAGCACUUCCGCCUGCGGGUUUUCCCGUCCGCCAGCGAGCUCUUCCCGGUUCCCAUGGCCAACGUCAGCGUGCGUCGCGGGUCCGACGCUCAUCUCACUUGCGUUGCCAACGUCGGGGAAGUGGCCAGUACACCGGCCUUUAUUUGGCGCUUUAACGGCUACGUGAUCUAUGCCAGUAACGAGCAUCCACUGCGGAUCCUGGCCAACGCUGUGGAUGGCCGUCCCGGCGUCUCCGGGGAGGUACAUUAUUUCCCCUUGACCGGCAUCUCCACGGCUAAGUCGUACAACUCUGGCGUCUACUUCUACAGCAGCACGGCGACAACGCUCACCAGCACGCUGGUCGUCUACCGCGUGGAUCUGCACACGUCGGCGCGCGUCGAGUGCUGGGUGCGGCCGGAUGCCAGUCGGGAGGUGUGGCGCCGGCAGACUGCCUACCUCGAUGUUGUGACUACUCCCGUCGCUUAAUCAGCUGGCCGAAUACGCAAACCCUGAAGCGGCGAAAGUAACGGGGAGUACGGCUGGCAGAGUACAGCUGGCAGAUGCUGAUGGGUGUUUGAUAGCCGCUGUACACCUUCCCGAAACCGAGAAGCUUCGCUUCGGUCUGCUCAUCCCUAAACCGGUACAUGUUUAUCGUGGUUGAUGCCACGGAUUAGCGUUAAAGGACACCGCACUGCUUUUACAUUUUGGUGGAAAUGCAGCGUUCGGGAAUGUAAAGUUUAAACGAUAUUACGGAAACAGCGGUCACUUCAGACACAACGUUGGUGUCCUAGGAACGAG